This is a messenger RNA of Elgaria multicarinata webbii, 1864 nucleotides long. It is a transcript of the gene SHC2, whose product is annotated as SHC adaptor protein 2. Bases 11 to 1861 code for a protein of 616 amino acids. Gene Ontology annotation, molecular function: receptor tyrosine kinase binding. The transcript is spliced from 13 exons. The record is from RefSeq and is a predicted model, not a curated record. Gene Ontology annotation, biological process: intracellular signal transduction; cell surface receptor protein tyrosine kinase signaling pathway. Gene Ontology annotation, cellular component: plasma membrane. Lineage: Eukaryota; Metazoa; Chordata; Lepidosauria; Squamata; Anguidae.
GCGGCCGGGCAUGCUAACAGAACCCAAGUAUGAUCGCUUUUGGAACGACGCGCUGAUGCCCUCGGACAAGGCAGCCAUGAGCAGCAAGGUCGCCGCGGCCCCACCCCCACCCCCGCCGGGCGAGGAGCAGGAGGCCGUCACCACCUUCUGCAUGCUGAUCCCCAAGAUGCCUCAAUGGAAAUUCUCCAGCCCGUCCGGCUUCCUCAGCCGCAGCCCGUCGAGCGCCAGCAAAGACUUGUCGGCCGCAGCCAAAGCGGCCGGCCCCGGAGACGUUGGGCACCCCGCGGCCCCCUCGGGCCUGGCCGCCGUCCUCAGCGCCUGCGAGCCGGUUUGCGCCACGCCCUGCAGCCUGCAGGUGAUCAACAGGCUGAGAGGAGGGGCGGGGGGCGGGAGGAAGGCGCCGCGGGUCGAGGGGGCCGCCCUGGCCGGAGAGGAGUGGAGCCGCAAAGGGAGCUUCAUCAGCAAACCGGUGCAGGGCUGGCUCCAUCCGGAUGAGAGAGUGCUAGGCCCAGGCGUCUCCUACAUCGUCCGGUACAUGGGCUGCAUUGAAAUCCUGCGGUCAAUGAGGUCCUUGGAUUUCAACACCCGGACACAAGUCACAAAGGAAGCCAUCAACCGACUCUAUGAGGCCGUCCCGGGGGUCAAAGGGACGUGGAAAAAGAAGACUCCCAACAAAACGCUCUUCUCGAUCCUUGGCAAAAGCAACCUCCGUUUCGCCGGCAUCAGUAUCGCGGUCAACAUCUCCAUCGACGGGUUGAAUCUCACGAUCCCUACCACGCGGCAGAUCAUCGCGAACCACCACAUGCAAUCCAUCUCCUUCGCUUCGGGGGGCGACACGGACACGACAGACUAUGUGGCAUACGUCGCAAAAGAUCCCAUCAACCAGCGAGCAUGCCACAUCUUGGAAUGUUGCGACGGACUGGCACAGAGCGUCAUCAACACCGUGGGCCAAGCCUUCGAGCUCCGUUUCAAACAGUACCUCCACAGCCCGCCCAAAACCAUGGUGCCGCAGGAUAGGGCAAUGGGAAUGGAGAAUUCCGCCUGGGGCGAGGACGAGGAAGCUGCUGAGCAUGACUACUACAACAGCAUUCCCGGAAAGGAGCCGCCCCUCGGUGGGGUGGUCGAUUCCCGCCUCCAGCACAGCGCGUCCUUGAACCACUCGCAGUUUUCCUACGCGGGUCACUUCAGCCAGGUCGGAUCUCCUGCCAGGAGAGACCCCAGCUGCCCUUCCAACUUGAAUUGGGAUGCCGACGCUCGUGGCCACUGCUGCGACGGCUACGUCCAGGCCGACAGCAAACCGUUGGGGUCCCAAGACUAUGAAGAGCACAUGUAUGUGAAUACUCAGAAUUUGGAGAACUGGGAAGUGGACUCCGAGGCCUACCGGGCGCCUGAAGACAGUCCCCCGAAGGAUCUUUUUGAUAUGAGGCCUUUUGAAGAUGCUUUAAAGCUCCAUGAAUCGAUGUCAGCCUGUGGUGUGGAUAGCGGCUUACAAAUAGAAGACCAGUGGCCCAGCCCGCCCACCCGGAAGGCUCCCAUCGCCCCCACGGAGGAGCAGCUGAAGCAAGAGCCGUGGUACCACGGCAAGAUGAGCCGGAGGGACGCUGAGAAGCUGCUACAGAUGGACGGAGACUUCUUGGUGAGGGACAGCAUCACCAACCCUGGGCAGUACGUCCUGACCGGGAUGCAUAGUGGGCAGCCGAAACAUUUGCUCCUGGUGGAUCCCGAAGGCGUGGUGAGAACAAAAGACGCCUUGUUCGAAAGCAUCAGCCACCUCAUCAAUUACCACCUGCAGAACGGGCAGCCCAUCGUGGCAGCCGAGAGCGAGCUGCACCUGCGCCAGGUGGUGAGAUGGAAGCUGUGACGG